Messenger RNA from Anopheles arabiensis, 2930 nucleotides. RefSeq names its product BTB/POZ domain-containing protein 10 (gene mri). NCBI's taxonomy places the organism in Eukaryota, Metazoa, Arthropoda, Insecta, Diptera, Culicidae. The record is from RefSeq and is a predicted model, not a curated record. The transcript has 4 exons. Bases 635 to 1948 code for a protein of 437 amino acids. Gene Ontology annotation, biological process: positive regulation of phosphorylation. Gene Ontology annotation, molecular function: protein binding. Gene Ontology annotation, cellular component: cytoplasm.
GCCGUCGGGCGCUGGGGAGAAGAAGGGGUUUGAGAAACAUACUCAUUCCGUCAAACAAAAGAAGCAAAACGCUCCUAGAUGGUGGUGGAGGAAGAAAAUUUUCGUUUUAUAGGAAAAUACCUUGCCCGUGCAGACCGAAGUAAUUAGGUUUUAGUUUUGGAGCCAGCUCCCCCCUCCCACCUCUGUUUCUGUGUGCUUUUGAGUGUGUUGCCCAGAGCAAAGGGCCCAGAGGAGCGCACUGGGUCAGGCUGCGAGCUAACUCUCUUCCCCUUCCGGUAGCUGUGUGCUUGGUGAUGGUGGCAGGGAGGUGAGAAAGAAUUCGUGAACCACACUUCUUGCCAGCUGCACGCCGAGCCGAAGGGAGACCCACCUCCGCCAGGCGGAAAAAAACACCCCCAAAAAACCUGUACAGGCCGUAACAUUCCGAAGCCCUCCCUCCUUUCCCAUUCGGUGGCCUUACUGGCCUGUGCAAGGAUUGGGUUUGGUGGGAACGCAGGCGGGGUACCAUCCAACCCACCACCAGUAAGACACACGUUCGGUCGGUCCCCCCACCACCAACGCCGUCGUGGAUAGGCUACAUUCGCUUUGUCAUCGAUACAUUGGCCGGGCGUGUGAAUUGUUGAAGCGUUUCGCGAUGGAGCUGCAGCUGCAACGCAAACAGGGCACGGCCGCACAGCAGCGCGACAGCGGGACGGCCGGAUCGAGCAGCGCGAGCAGCGGUGCAUCCAGCGGUGGUGGCGGUGCCAGCGCUGGCAAUGGUGCAAUCAGCAAAAACGACAGCUACGACAGCUCGCACAGCAGCAGCAACACGGAGGACACCACCGAGACGGACGAUCGCCGUAGGAAAAUGAUGAAAAACCGGGCCAGGAACAACAGACUGAUGCAACAGCAGCAGCAACAGCAGCAACAGCAGCAGAACACAACGGACAGUGCAAAGGUGGCCGCUGGAAAAAAGCUAGCCGAGAACGAGCGCAUCACACUGGUCGUCGACAAUACGACCUUCUCGGUGAACGUGUCGAUGCUGACGGCCCAGCCCGAAACGAUGCUGGGCCGCAUGUUCAGCACCGGGUUCGAGUUUACCCACCCGAACGAGCGGGGCGAGUACGAGGUGGCCGAAGGCAUCUCGCGCACCGUCUUCCGGGCCAUCCUCGAGUACUACCUGUCCGGGGUGGUGCGCUGCCCGCCGACCGUGUCGGUGCAGGAGCUGCGGGAGGCGUGCGACUAUCUGCUCAUCCCGUUCAACGCCAACACGAUCCGGUGCCAGAACCUGCGCGGCCUGCUGCACGAGCUUUCCAACGAGGGGGCGAGCAUCCAGUUCGAGGCGUUCCUGGAGCAGCUGAUCCUGCCGCUGAUGGUGGACGCUGCCCGGCAGGGGCAUCGGGAGUGUCACAUCGUCGUCCUAUCCGAGGACGACAUCAUCGACUGGGACGCGGAGUAUCCGCCGCAGAUGGGCGAGGAAGACUGCCAAACGGUCGCCAACACGGCCAUGUACCGGUUCUUCAAGUACAUCGAAAACCGGGACGUCGCCAAGCAGGUGCUGAAGGACCGGGGGCUGAAGAAGAUCCGGCUCGGCAUCGAGGGCUACCCGACGUACAAGGAGAAGAUCAAGCGGCGCCCGAGCGGCCGGAUGGAGGUGAUCUACAACUACCUGCAGCGGCCGUUCAUCCACAUGUCCUGGGAGAAGGAGGAGGCGAAGAGCCGCCACGUCGACUUCCAGUGCGUCAAGUCGAAAUCGGUCACCAACCUGGCGGAGGCGACCGCCGAUCCAGCGCUCGAGCUCGAUUCGGCCGGGAAUCCGCUUCCUCAGCGGCACUUUGAAAUAUCGCACGAACCAGACGCGGAACCGUUCAUGCGGCCGGACGCUCUGCUCGACGGCGAGGAAGGUGCCAUCGGUGGACUGCCGAACGGGGACGAGAACGGGCUGCUCGGCCCAGAGGAACCACAGUAGCGGGAAGGGAUCACAACACAGUGUCUGCCCUUCUCCCUGACGACACGCACGCAAAACCAAUCUCCCCCCGAAGCCCGUACUCUUUAAGUACGUAAAAAGUAGCUUUUUUGCGCAGCAGCAUCUUCUCAUGCGUUGUAGGAAAUCCAUUUUCUUUUGACUGAUCGGAUUCCGGGGUGUGCGUAAGUGUGUGUGUGUGUGUUCGUGUGCGUCCCGCGUUCUGUUUUCUCCACUGAACCGUAACCACGUGUGUCUGUGUGUGUGUUCCGCCUAUGUGUUUUGCCUUAUUACCUACAGCCCCCCUUCUCUCCUCCCUUCCUGCGCGAUCGCGUGGUGCUCGUGAAUAUGAAAUGACAAAUCGUCCUCGAAGUUUCAUCGCUAUGUUUAUUAUCAUAAUUUUUAUGCGCUCAUUUCUCCUCUCUCGAUGUUGUGUGAUCGGACAUGUUUUGGCGAAUGCGUUCGCUUUUGUUUCAAUUGGCGCUUUAGUAUUGUAUUAUUGUAUAUAUAUACCUAUGUAAACCAAACUCACACGAUAUUCUCCAACUAUUAUUUGAUUAUUAACACGCAAAUGCUAAUCGCACGCCGUCGUUGUUUGUGAACCGUUAUGAUUUCGUUACCGAUUAACAACGCAAGCUGCCCCCGCGCGUGAAGCGUUUUCUAAUGCUGUCGUGAACUCCUCCUUAUUUGUGAAGCGACGAUCGCCUCUAUUACUCAUGAAACUAAACUACUUUUUUGAUAUUCAUUUGAUACUAGUGUUAUGUUACAACUUUUUUUUAUAUAUGUAUGCGCUUAUUUCACUACCAAAAUACCACAACCCACCCGUUGUUCCCGUUUCCCCCCCAACGCGCGAGAUAUCCCACGUUCUCACUGUAACGGUGAGCAGUGCGACGAACCCCGUUAUUCCUACGUUUUCAACGCAUAUAUACAGAUUUUACCUUUUUUAUACCAAGCGAGAAUAAAUAAGACAUAUUAUAAAGCCUUGAAA